Molecule: messenger RNA, 384 nt
Organism: Auanema sp. JU1783
Lineage: Eukaryota; Metazoa; Nematoda; Chromadorea; Rhabditida; Rhabditidae
Source: the annotation of a GenBank genome assembly
AUGAAAAAAAUUGACGAAAGUGAGGAAGUGUUAACUCCUGGUGAACUUCAAACGGAAGUUGGUCAAUUACUUGAAAACUUAUCUUCUGCUUGCGAACAAUUGGCCCAAAUUAGCACUUUUUCAACUACUUCAUUAGGUAAUCAGUUAGAGAGUUGUGCUGCUUCACUAGAAGAGCUUCGCAAUUUGAAUCAAAUUGCUCAUUCGGAACUAUCAACCGCUUCUGAAGCAAUACACCUUUUCAAUAGACGAGCUAGUGAUUUGUACCCAGUUUUUGAUAAAAUCGAUAAAAUUGCACUACACGUAGAAAAGAACAAGAAAGCGUUGACUGAGCUUGAAAACCUUUGCACCAUCAUUGAAGUUAAGAAAGGAAUCAAAAAACAAUAA